This is a messenger RNA of Malaya genurostris, 1505 nucleotides long. RefSeq names its product histone H1B-like. Gene Ontology annotation, biological process: nucleosome assembly. Lineage: Eukaryota; Metazoa; Arthropoda; Insecta; Diptera; Culicidae. Gene Ontology annotation, molecular function: DNA binding. The coding region runs from base 170 to 1165 and encodes 331 amino acids. The record is from RefSeq and is a predicted model, not a curated record. Gene Ontology annotation, cellular component: nucleosome. The transcript is spliced from 2 exons.
UAACCAAUGGUAUGCAAAUAGACGUUAUGUGUGUUACUGAAGAUUUACCUUUCAAGGACGCCAUUGUAAAGAAUAAAAAAGUAGAAUCCGAUAACCCGCUGAAUCAGAUCCACGCUUUCAAUAUUGCUGAUAAAUAAGUAACAAGAAACAGCUUAUACUGUCUGGCAUCAUGAGUGCUUCCGAAUAUGAAGAAGAUACGUCUACGACAGAAUCCCCGUUUAUUAAAACUCGACCGAUGCUCAAACAGCAGCAAUCCAGUGACGAAUACGACUCUGAAGAUGACGACCAGGGAAGGAACGACAAUGGUGAUGCCCAGUCUGAUGGUGAAGAUCAGCAGGAAGAGGAGGAGGAGGAGGAUGACGAUCAAUACGAGGAAGAAAAAGAGGAACAAAAUGGAACUGAGAAUCAAGUAAAAGUAGCAACUAAAAUUGUAAAGCCUAUCCAUGGUCCACCAAGAGCAAAUGCUCCGAAACUAACUGCUGCUGCUACAACCCAGCAUCCUACAUACGAUAAAAUGGUGUUCGAAGCAGUGAAGGACCUCGACGAAAAUAAACGAUCCGGAACAUCGAUCAGUAAAAUUUUAAAGUUCGUUACAACAAAGUACGAUCUGGAAGACAACAGAGCCAGAUUGUUUUGCAAGAAAGCCAUCGAGAAAGGAAUUAAAGACGAAACCUACGUCAAAACCUCGGGGGUGGGCUUCAGUGGAUCGAUAACUUUUUCCUCCAAGUACCGGCAGAAAUGGAACAAAGAAAAAAAGAAAGCACUGAAACCACCCAAACAGUCGAAAACUUCUGCUGAACCUAAGCCAAAAACAACCAGUGCCAAAACCAAAAAACAGCCGCCCACUGCAACGAAAAAGGUGCCCACCAGUAAGGCUAAGCCCAAGCCUAAAGCCAAAAGCGGAAAGUCGUCGAAAGAUAGCAACAAUAAUGCCACAAGCAAAGCAGUUCCUAAGAAGCAUAAACCUGGGCCGAACACGAAAGCUAAAGUUUCCAAAACGACGGGUAGUGUUCGUCUUUCGAUCAAUCCAAAGGUUGCCCCCCCGAAAGCAAGGAUUGCGGCAUCGAAAGUGAACGAAGCUAAGUCGAAAGCUUCUUCGAAGCCGAAGUCAUCCAAGUCGAAGGUAUCCAAGCCGAAAAAGCAGAUUACGGUUGUUAAAAAAUAGGCGACCAAGAAUUGAUUACGGUUUUUGAGUGGACUAGACUACGUUAUCCAAAAUAUUUAUAUGACGAAUUAAUUUGUUGUUAGUUGAAUGUUACUAGUAUACAUAUAAACUCCACGAGUACACUGGAAUGUGUUUUUGAAUUUAUGUUUGGCGAUAGGAUAUUACUGAGCAGAAAGGACCGAAGAGCGUUUGAAAAUAAUUUGUAUGAUUUCAUUUUGACCGUGAGAAAAUAAUAGGAGAAUCAUUUAUUAGAUUGUUUACCACAUUCGUUAUGUUUAGGACAAUGUAUUCAGUUUAUUUUACGCGCAUGUAGGUCAAUAAAAAUGAUCUUUUUUUUAAA